AUGGCCUCGGCUGGUAACGCCGCCGAGCCUCAGGACCGCGGCGGCGGCGGCGGCGGCGGGGCCCUGGGCCGGCCGGCCGGCGGCGGGAGGCGUAGACGGAUCGGGGGGCUGCGCCGCGCCGCCGCGCCGGACCGGGACUAUCUGCACCGGCCCAGCUACUGCGACGCCGCCUUCGCUCUGGAGCAGAUUUCCAAGGGGAAGGCUACUGGCCGGAAAGCGCCGCUGUGGCUGAGAGCGAAGUUUCAAAGACUCUUAUUUAGACUGGGUUGUUACAUUCAAAAAAACUGCGGCAAGUUCUUGGUGGUGGGCCUCCUCAUUUUCGGGGCCUUCGCGGUGGGAUUAAAGGCAGCUAACCUCGAGACCAACGUGGAGGAGCUCUGGGUGGAAGUUGGUGGACGAGUGAGUCGUGAAUUAAAUUAUACUCGCCAGAAGAUUGGGGAAGAGGCUAUGUUCAAUCCUCAACUCAUGAUCCAGACCCCGAAAGAAGAAGGUGCUGAUGUCCUGACCACAGAAGCACUCCUUCAACACCUGGACUCGGCGCUCCAGGCCAGCCGAGUCCACGUCUACAUGUACAACAGGCAGUGGAAAUUGGAACAUUUGUGUUACAAAUCAGGAGAACUUAUCACAGAGACAGGUUACAUGGAUCAGAUAAUAGAAUACCUUUACCCGUGUUUAAUUAUUACGCCUCUGGAUUGCUUCUGGGAAGGUGCUAAGCUCCAGUCCGGGACGGCUUACCUCCUGGGGAAACCUCCUUUGCGGUGGACAAAUUUUGACCCUUUGGAAUUCCUGGAAGAGUUAAAGAAAAUCAACUAUCAAGUGGACAGCUGGGAGGAGAUGCUGAACAAGGCUGACGUCGGCCGUGGGUAUAUGGAUCGACCCUGCCUCAAUCCAGCAGACCCAGACUGCCCGGCCACAGCCCCCAACAAAAACUCAACCAAACCGCUCGAUAUGGCCCUUGUUUUGAAUGGUGGGUGUCAUGGAUUAUCCCGCAAGUAUAUGCACUGGCAGGAGGAGUUGAUUGUGGGUGGUACAAUCCGAAACAGCAGUGGAAAGCUUGUCAGCGCCCACGCCCUGCAAACCAUGUUCCAGCUAAUGACGCCCAAGCAAAUGUACGAGCACUUCAAGGGCUACGAAUACGUCUCUCACAUCAACUGGAACGAGGACAAGGCGGCAGCCAUCCUGGAGGCCUGGCAGAGGACGUAUGUGGAGGUGGUCCAUCAGAGCGUUUCCGCCAACUCCACGCAGAAGGUGCUGUCUUUUACCACCACCACACUGGACGACAUCCUCAAGUCGUUUUCCGACGUCAGUGUCAUCCGCGUGGCCAGCGGCUACCUGCUCAUGCUUGCCUACGCCUGUUUAACCAUGCUACGCUGGGACUGCUCCAAAUCCCAGGGGGCCGUGGGGCUGGCUGGCGUCCUGUUGGUGGCCCUAUCCGUGGCUGCAGGUUUGGGCCUGUGCUCCUUGAUUGGGAUCUCCUUUAAUGCUGCAACAACUCAGGUCUUGCCGUUCCUCGCCCUCGGAGUCGGCGUGGACGACGUCUUCCUUCUGGCCCACGCGUUCAGUGAGACGGGGCAGAACAAAAGAAUCCCGUUUGAGGACCGGACCGGGGAGUGCCUCAAGCGCACGGGCGCCAGCGUGGCGCUCACGUCCAUCAGCAAUGUCACCGCCUUCUUCAUGGCCGCACUAAUCCCGAUUCCUGCUCUGCGAGCCUUCUCACUCCAGGCUGCAGUGGUGGUGGUGUUCAAUUUCGCCAUGGUCCUGCUCAUCUUCCCGGCAAUCCUCAGCAUGGAUCUGUAUCGCCGGGAAGACAGGAGAUUGGACAUUUUCUGCUGUUUCACAAGCCCCUGUGUCAGCAGAGUGAUUCAGGUGGAGCCGCAGGCCUACUCCGAGGCCCACGACAGCACGCGCUACAGCCCCCCGCCACCCUACAGCAGCCACAGCUUCGCCCACGAAACGCAGAUCACCAUGCAGUCCACCGUCCAGCUCCGCACCGAGUACGACCCCCACACGCACGUGUACUACACCACGGCCGAGCCGCGCUCCGAGAUUUCCGUGCAGCCCGUCACCGUGACCCAGGACACCCUGAGCUGCCAGAGCCCGGAGAGCACCAGCUCCACGAGGGACCUGCUCUCCCAGUUCUCCGACUCCAGCCUCCACUGCCUCGAGCCCCCCUGCACCAAGUGGACGCUCUCGUCUUUCGCGGAAAAGCACUACGCGCCCUUCCUCCUGAAGCCCAAAGCCAAGGUCGUGGUGAUCUUCCUUUUCCUGGGCCUGCUGGGGGUCAGCCUGUAUGGGACCACGCGAGUGAGGGACGGGCUGGACCUCACGGACAUCGUCCCUCGGGAGACCAGAGAGUACGACUUCAUCGCCGCGCAGUUCAAAUACUUCUCUUUCUACAACAUGUACGUGGUCACGCAGAAGGCCGACUACCCGAACAUCCAGCACUUGCUUUACGACCUGCACAAGAGCUUCAGUAACGUGAAGUACAUCAUGCUGGAGGAGAACAAGCAGCUCCCCAAAAUGUGGCUGCAUUACUUCAGGGACUGGCUGCAGGGGCUCCAGGAUGCGUUCGACAGUGACUGGGAAACAGGCAGAAUCAUGCCGAACAAUUACAAAAACGGAUCGGACGACGGGGUUCUGGCCUACAAGCUCCUGGUGCAGACCGGCAGCCGCGAGAAACCCAUCGACAUCAGUCAGUUGACGAAACAGCGGCUGGUGGAUGCCGAUGGUAUCAUCAACCCCAGCGCUUUCUACAUCUACCUGACGGCCUGGGUCAGCAACGACCCCGUGGCCUACGCCGCCUCCCAGGCCAACAUCCGGCCGCACCGGCCCGAGUGGGUGCACGACAAAGCUGACUACAUGCCAGAAACCAGGCUGAGAAUCCCCGCCGCAGAACCGAUCGAGUACGCCCAGUUCCCUUUCUACCUCAACGGCUUGCGAGACACCUCCGACUUUGUGGAAGCGAUCGAGAAAGUGCGAGCCAUUUGCAACAACUACACGAGCCUGGGCCUGUCCAGCUACCCCAACGGCUACCCCUUCCUCUUCUGGGAGCAGUACAUCGGGCUGCGCCACUGGCUGCUGCUGUCCAUCAGCGUGGUGUUGGCCUGCACGUUCCUCGUGUGCGCCGUCUUCCUCCUGAACCCCUGGACAGCCGGGAUCAUUGUGAUGGUCCUGGCCUUGAUGACCGUCGAGCUCUUUGGCAUGAUGGGACUCAUCGGCAUCAAGCUGAGCGCCGUGCCCGUGGUCAUCCUGAUCGCGUCUGUCGGCAUAGGAGUGGAAUUCACCGUUCACGUUGCUUUGGCCUUCCUGACCGCCAUCGGGGACAAGAACCGCCGGGCCGUGCUGGCCCUGGAGCACAUGUUCGCGCCGGUCCUGGACGGCGCCGUGUCCACUCUGCUGGGGGUGCUGAUGCUGGCGGGGUCGGAGUUUGAUUUCAUUGUCAGGUAUUUCUUUGCUGUUCUGGCCAUCCUGACGAUCCUGGGCGUUCUCAACGGACUGGUCUUGCUGCCAGUCCUCUUGUCUUUCUUUGGACCCUAUCCUGAGGUGUCUCCCGCCAAUGGUCUUCACCGACUGCCCACCCCUUCCCCUGAGCCACCCCCUGGAGUAGUCCGGUUUGCCGUGCCCCCCAGCCACACCAACAACUCCGACUCCUCCGACUCGGAAUACAGCUCCCAGACCACCGUGUCGGGUCUCAGCGAGGAGCUUCGGCACUACGAGGCUGAGCGGGGUGCUGGGGGCCCUGCCCACCAGGUGAUCGUGGAAGCCACGGAAAACCCGGUCUUCGCCCGCUCCACAGUGGUCCAUCCCGAAGCGCGACAUCACCCGCCAUUCAACCCUCGACAGCAGCCCCACCUGGACUCAGGGCCCCUGUCCCCCGGCCGGCAGAGCCAGCAGCCCCGCAGGGAUGCCCCCAGAGAGGGCUUGCGGCCACCCCCCUACAGACCGCGCAGAGACGCUUUUGAAGUUUCUACUGAAGGGCACGCUGGCCCCAGCCACAGGGACCGCUUGGGCCCCCGCGGGGCGCGCCCUCACCACCCCGGGAACACGGCGAGUGCUGCGGGGGCCGGCAGCGUGCCGGGCUACCGCCAGCCCAUCACCACUGUGACGGCGUCUGCUUCCGUGACUGUGGCCGUGCACCCCCCACCCGUGCCGGAGCCCGGAGCGGGGCGGAACCCCCGAGGGGGCCUCUGCCCUGGCUACGAGGGCUACCCAGAGACUGACCACGGGCUGUUCGAGGAUCCCCACGUGCCUUUCCACGUCCGUUGCGAGAGGAGGGACUCCAAGGUGGAGGUCAUAGAGCUACAGGACGUGGAGUGUGAGGAGCAGCCCCGGGGAGGCAGCUCCAACUGAGGGUCGUUAAAAUCUGAAGCAAAGAGGCCAAAGAUUGGAAGCCCCGCCCCCACCUCUUUCCAGAACUGCCUGGAGCCGCGGGAAGGAGAAGCCGCGAGGGCCAGACAGCAGUUCACUGUUACUGUAACCGAUUGUAUUAUGUUGUGAAAUAUUUCUAUAAAUAUUUAAGAGGUGUACACAUGUAAUAUAGGACAGAGCGUGUAAAGUGGCGCCAUCUGGGGUUUCUCCCUUCCUGCCCCUGGGGCGGGGGCGGGG
Lepus europaeus (European hare) is the source of this 4605-nucleotide messenger RNA. RefSeq names its product patched 1 (gene PTCH1). Gene Ontology annotation, cellular component: plasma membrane. The transcript is spliced from 24 exons. Gene Ontology annotation, molecular function: hedgehog family protein binding; smoothened binding; hedgehog receptor activity. Lineage: Eukaryota; Metazoa; Chordata; Mammalia; Lagomorpha; Leporidae. The coding region runs from base 1 to 4350 and encodes 1449 amino acids. Gene Ontology annotation, biological process: smoothened signaling pathway. The record is from RefSeq and is a predicted model, not a curated record.